AUGACGGAUGUUGCAAUUGCGCCAGCUGUGGCUCCAAGCCCUCAACAGGACAAGUCCAUGAGCCCCCGGAAACCUCUCCCACAGUCUCUCAUUGAAGGUGCUCAGAUAUCGGACCGGUCACCAUUUUAUGCAGAAAAGCAUGUCAAUUUUAAGUUUCCCAAAGGGAUAAUCACGAUGAAGGAAAUCGGACUGGAAGGCGCGGGCAUCACGUCCACGGCCAUCUCGGAGCCAUUCACACUUUUCACCGAAGAGGCAAUUAGGCAGAUGAGAGCCGAGAUAUUCAGCCGACAAGUGCUGGAGAAGUGUCAAGUUGGCUCAGACCUGGCAACCAAUAUGAUUCGAGGUUACUGCCCAGAGCAGUCCUCAUUUAUCUACGACGCGUGGAACAGCCCUGCAGUUCUGGGAGCACUCUCUCAAAUAGCUGGAAUCGAGCUGGUUCCUGCUAUGGAUGUAGAUAUUGGACAUGUCAAUAUCUCAGUUCGUGAUGACGCUGCAACCGCCAGCAUACCGGGCAAGGAUGCAGAUGAUAAGCCUGCUUUUGAGUGGCACUCUGACAGCUACGCAUUCGUCUGCGUCACCAUGCUAUCAGAUUGUGCCGGAAUGAUCGGUGGCGAGACAGCUAUUCGGACAGGCACCGGCGAAGUUUUAAAAUUCCGUGGGCCUGCCAUGGGCACGGCCGUCAUUAUGCAAGGUCGCUAUAUUGAGCAUCAAGCUCUCAAGGCCUUUGGUGGCCGGGAACGUAUCAGCAUGGUCACAUCGUUAAGGCCUAAAUCGCCCUUUGUUCGCGAUGAGACCAUCAUCAGACCUCUGUUGCCAAUAACUUCCAAGAGUACUCUUUACUAUCAGUAUGCGGAGUAUCGGCUAAAGAACUUGGAGGAGCGGGUGCGCCAUCAGCUGAAGGUGAUGCGGCAGCAUAAGAAGGCAGAUCGGGACUUUGACGUUGCCUCAGCACGCAAGUUUCUGUUCGAGGAGAGAGAGUUCAUUGAUGCUAUGUUAGAGGAACUGAAGGAUUCAUAA
Aspergillus pseudotamarii is the source of this 1017-nucleotide messenger RNA. RefSeq lists its product as uncharacterized. The transcript has 3 exons. NCBI's taxonomy places the organism in Eukaryota, Fungi, Ascomycota, Eurotiomycetes, Eurotiales, Aspergillaceae. The record is from RefSeq and is a predicted model, not a curated record. Bases 1 to 1017 code for a protein of 338 amino acids.